Molecule: messenger RNA, 369 nt
Organism: Ostertagia ostertagi
Lineage: Eukaryota; Metazoa; Nematoda; Chromadorea; Rhabditida; Trichostrongylidae
Source: the annotation of a GenBank genome assembly
AUGUUGUUCGUUCUCACGGCACUGUCCUUCUUCCUGCUAACAGCCGGCGUUGGAUCGGCGUAUACAAAUUGCUUCAUUCGAGAAGGGGACACGAGAGAAACGUACGAAAAAUACUGGAAGGAGGUCAACCCAGGAUUGGUUCGUCUGUUUUUCUCGACUAGACGAAGGACUGGAGCUUUACCUACGAUGAAGGCUUAUGAGGAUGUAAACCCAACACUCGAAUACAGCAGUGCUAAAACAUUACAGAGUCAGCAGGUCCAAAAGUUUUCGCCCGGUACGCACUUUGGAUGCAACUGUGGGUACACUACAAUAGAUGGAGAUGGAUCAGCCGUGAAAAUGGAUACGACGUGCAUUUUUCUGAAGAAAUAA